AUGUACAGUAGCACUGUCGUAAUGAAGGAGAACACAGAUCGUCAAUGUAUUACACCUGGUUGUAAAGGUCGUCUGAUUCUACGCAAUUGUCGUGGUCAUAGCGGCUAUCCAGUGACACAUUUUUGGCGUUUUGUUAAUGGUGCUGUUUAUUUCGAAGCGAAAGGUGAACAUGAUCAUAAUUGUCCAUCAUUGAAAACAUUUGGGUUAUCGGAUUCCGAGACAAAUAUGGUAAAUCAUGUGAUAACUGGAACGAAACCAAUUACUACUACUAAUACUACUGCCGCGGUUACCAUGACAACCGUCACCACCACUACUACUAGUACUACUACUACUAGUGCUAUGUAUAGCUUAACUACGACAAUUACACCUACAACAACAACAGCAGUAGCGGUAACAGAUAACGCUGGAAAUUUCAAUGUCCAAUGUAUUGAACAUUUAACGCCUCAACUCGACAGUUGUCAACAACAACACCAACAGCAACUAUUAAAUCAUGAUGGGUGUCAAUUUGUUGCACAAACUGACCAAUCAAUGAUGUUUCAACAGAAUUUAAAUUUCAAUUUAUCAAUGUCCAAUAAUAAUAAUAAUAGUAAGGAAUUUGAAAAUCCGCCAUUAUUAUUAUUCAGACAAUUAAAACAAAAUGGAAAAAAACGUACUAAUAAUGGUAGGAGGAGAAAACGAUUGAACCAUGAAAACAAACUGACCAAUACAUAUUUCAAAAAACAACAGAAAUGUGAAAAUUAUUUGAAAAUUUCACCCAACGAGUCAGCUGGUGUUGAUAUGAAACGAAAUCGAAAAAAUCAAUCAAAUACACCAUUGACUAAUAAUAAUACUACUAGUCAACAAUUUCAAAAUCAGCCAUUUUAUCAUAAUGAUACUAUAAAUAGUAAUAAUAAUUAUUAUUAUGAUGACUGUUCAAUGAACAUUGAUCAACAUCAACAUCAUCAUCGUUCAAUGUUCAACGAUCAAUCAAUGAAUUCAAUGUGUUCAACAUCCAAUUCAUCAUCAUCAGUGUUACCAAUAGAAACAACCAAUCAUCAUCCACCUUAUUAUCAUUAUUACUACUAUUAUUCGUUACCAUUGAAGAAAAAUGCUGAAAAUGAUAUUUUCAAUCAAUCGAAUUCACUGAAUAACAAUAAUUAUUAUGUAACAACACCUACUACUAGUAGUCAUCGUAUGUCAACAAUGCAUUAUUAUUCACCAAAUUGGCAAUUAUCCCUAUCAUCAUUAUCUGUUUAUUCCACAUGUUCCUCCUCCUCGUCAUCCUCGUCGACAUCCUCGUCCUCAUCGUGUUCAUGUUUAUCCCUGUCAUCAACAUCAUCAACCUAUCAGACAACACCUUAUUACAUUCAUGUCAAUUCAAAUGAAUCUUAUUUUAUCUCAUCGAACAAUCAUAAUUAUUGUUCUUCACAAUUGAACACAUUGAAAACAGCACCACCCGAUUCACGUUGUCAUAAUGAUGAUGAAUAUUAUUAUUUUCAACCGGUUUUUUUAAAUUCAACAUGCAAUGAUGAUGAUGAUGAUGAUGAUGAAAUUUAUGAAAACGUUUAUCAUCAUCAUCAUUCUCAUUCUACACCACAACAACCACAAUCGAUGAACGCAAAUCAUGAUCAAUAUCCCCAAAAUAACGAUAAUUAUUAUGAUAACUAUUAUUCUCAUCAUCAUUCUAAUCCUUGGUUAACAAUGUCAGAUCAUGUAAUUACUAAUACUACUCAUAAUAACAAUACUACUUAUCCCAUAAAAUCGAUCAAUACUUAUCCCAUGGAUUGUUUCCAGUCAAAUAGUCAACUUUAUUAUCAAGAACAAGCAAUAACAACGCCGUCAUUGCCAUCGCAACAACAAGGACAACUGACCGUUCAAUGUUCAAUCGCAGAAAACAUUGAUCAAUAUACCCCGGUAAGAAAACAACUGAUGCAAGUUAGUAGCAACAGCAGCAGCAGCAAUAAUGAUGAGUGCUGUGAUUUAAGCAACUCAGCAAUAAAUUAA
Molecule: messenger RNA, 1983 nt
Organism: Schistosoma turkestanicum
Lineage: Eukaryota; Metazoa; Platyhelminthes; Trematoda; Strigeidida; Schistosomatidae
Source: the annotation of a GenBank genome assembly